This is a messenger RNA of Cottoperca gobio, 1051 nucleotides long. RefSeq names its product prostaglandin reductase 1-like. Gene Ontology annotation, biological process: prostaglandin metabolic process. The coding region runs from base 148 to 729 and encodes 193 amino acids. NCBI's taxonomy places the organism in Eukaryota, Metazoa, Chordata, Actinopteri, Perciformes, Bovichtidae. Gene Ontology annotation, molecular function: 15-oxoprostaglandin 13-reductase [NAD(P)+] activity. The transcript has 6 exons. The record is from RefSeq and is a predicted model, not a curated record.
CAGAUUGAAGGAUUGAAGCACGACUCCCACCUUCUCUCCUCCCACGCGUUCAACAACCCGCUGCUGCCGCUUCUGUUCUCAGUGAGUUCACUUCUUCUUCUGCCAUUUCUUUGUGGAUAACGAAAUCUGCUGGCCCAAACAACAAUCAUGGUCCAAGCUAAGACAUGGAGCCUGACCAAGCACUUUGACGGCUUCCCGAAGGACAGCGACCUUGAGCUCAAGGUGGAGGAGCUCCCUCUGAUCAAACUUUCUGAACAACCUCAAAACAACUCUCUUGAACACACAUGUUGGACGAGAGUGAUUCAAAGUAAUUACCCAGCAUUUCCUGUGGGAAGCCAUGUUAUUGGUCGUUGUGGCUGGAGAACCCACACAGUCUGUGACGGGACUGACCUCAUUCCCAUCAUGCCUGACUGGCCGCAAGACGAGGCCUUCAACUACAAGACUGUUGGCUCCCUGGAGGAGACACUGAAGAAAGCUUCUCCAGACGGAUAUGACUGCUUCUUUGAAAAUGUGGGAGGUCCUUCCUCAAGUGUUGCCUUGCAACAGAUGAAGAAUUUUGGAAGAAUCGCCGUGUGUGGAGCUAUUUCCACCUACAAUGACACCACGCCUCAAACAGGUGGCAAACUGCAGUGUCGGGAGCACAUCACACAAGGCUUUGAGAAGAUGCCAGCUGCUUUCAUGGGGAUACUGAAGGGAGAAAACGUCGGCAAGGCUAUUGUCGCAAUCUGAUGUGGAUCAAAGAAGAAGAAUCUGUAUUAUUAAUUACUGACGCGUUAUUACAGAAUUCAUACAUGAAGGAUUUAACAAUAAACACUUACAACUAACCAGCUAUUUUCAUAUUAACAUGUUACAAAAUGUGAUUUAUACAUUUUAGCGUUAGGUCAUUGUUAGAAAGUUGAGACUGAAACUAUUGAUUCUUUAAAAUUCAGAUGGUUUCAUGAGACUGGAGCGUUCUGCUAGGUUUUGAAUAUGUAUUCAUGGUAAGACACGUUUCUUUUGUAAUGCAUUUAAAGAAUAAAGGCAAAAUAAAAACCCAUUUUACUUUAAAGGA